AUGACUUGCGUCCAGUUUACUGUGAAUGGGCAGCCAUGUACAGUGUCCAGCGAUGUCCACCGGGAGACGACCCUGUACUAUUAUCUGACGUACCACCUGGGCCUCCCCGGCACGAAGGCGAUGUGCAAACAGGGUGUGUGCGGAGCGUGCAUCGUCAACGUGACUGCGCAGAGAGAGACCAGCGGCGCUGUGGAGACUUUCUCUGUUAAUUCUUGUCUGGUUCUCGUGUACUCUUGCGAUGGCUGGUGCAUCACCACCAUAGAGGGCGUUGGAAACCGUGCAGUAGGCUACAGCGAGGCUCAGAAGCGCAUCGCAGUGUUCAAUGGGACCCAGUGUGGGUUCUGUACCCCAGGUUGGGUGAUGCACUUAACAAGCCUGUUAGACAAGGGUCUGAACAUGUGUGAGUUAGAGAAUUCAUUCGGCUGCAACACGUGCCGCUGUACAGGGUACAGACCCAUCCUGGACGCCAUCAAAUCCUUCGCGAUCGAUGCCAGCCCUUCGCUCUGUAAACAGGUUGAAGAUAUAGAAGAUCUAACUUGCUCCAAAGAUGAUACCAAAGUCUGCGACCGGAGAUGCUCUACAUGUAGUGACAGUGACUGGAGUCUAGUCAAUGCUACAAUCGAUCACAAGCCCAAAAUACUGGACUUUGGAGAUACCACAUAUAUUAAAGUGUAUGACGAGGAUCAGAUAUUUAGUAUGAUCACUAAUUAUACUCACAAUUUCAAACCAUAUAUGUUGAUUGAUGGAAAUACUGCAAAAGCUGUCAUCCAGGAUUUCGAAUAUCCGCCAGUUCUCAUCGACAUCAGUUCUGUGAGCUCUUUGAAAGCAUAUCACUUUGACCAGAACCUGGUACUCGGGUCCAACAUCUCCCUAGAAGACACCAUGACAAUAUUCAGGAACUCCGCGUUAAGUUACGACGAGUUUGCUUAUUUGGAGGGAUUAGCGAAACAUUUUGAUUUGAUCGCUCAAAUUCCAGUACGGAAGUUGGGAUCAUUGGCAGGGAACAUUAUGCUGAAGCAUAGAGACAACGCGUUCCCUUCUGACGUGUUUCUUCUGUUUGAAGCUAUCGGAGCCAUUAUUGCAAUACGUGAUGGCAAUGGUGUAACAGCAACCUACACUAUGCAGGACUUUCUGGAAGUCAAUAUGGAUGGCAAAUUGAUCGUGAACUUUCUUUUGCCACCGCAAGCACCAACUCAUAUAUUUAGAAGCUUUAAGAUAAUGCCGAGAAGUCAAAAUGCUUUAGCGAUAGUCAACGCUGCUUUCAGUGUCAAUUUCGUAUACGGAACCAUUGUUGAUUCAAUUAAUAUUACAUACGGCAAUAUUUCCGGUCAUUUCAUUCACGCCAUUCAAACAGAAGCUUUUUUGAAAGGGAAGAAUUUGUUCGAUAAUCACGUGGUGCAAGCCGCUAUCGAUGUUUUAAAUAUAGAGAUUGUACCCGACGAAAACCCACCAAUGCAAGCACCGUGUGCAAGAAAGAAAAUGGCAAUCGGACUGUUUUACAAGUUCGUCUUAGGGUUGACUCCAGAUUCAAUUAUAUCUAAAUGCUAUCAAUCGGGCGGUGACCUGAUCCCACGUCCAUUAUCUUGCGGUGUUCAACUAUACCAAACGGAUCCCAAGCUGUAUCCUCUCAACCAGCCAGCAAUGAAACUGGAAGCUGUCAUACAAAGUUCUGGAGAGGCUCAUUACGUUAACAGCAUACCUCGGAUGCCAAAAGAAGUGCACGCAGCAUUUGUUUUGUCCACAGUACACAACGGAGCUGUAGAUAGAGUAGACGUUGAGCAUGCGAUGACAUUGGAAGGCGUUUUAGCGUUGUUUACAGCUAAAGAUAUACCAGGAAAAAACUCUUUUGCCUUCCCCGGUAUACAACUGCAGACUGAAGACGAAUAUAUAUUAGCCGACCAAGAUAUCCAAUACUAUGGGCAACCAGUAGCUAUAGUCGUAGCCAAAAGCCAAGAUUUAGCUAUAAACGCAGCCAAAAAAGUCAUAGUUUUUUACAAGAAUGUGGUAAACACACCACCAAUUUUGACAAUCGAGCAAGCUAAAAUUGUCAACGACAGAAUCAUGGUAGGUCCUACAAUCGAGCCAAAAAGCAGGGGCCAAAAUGUUAAAACAGUUGUUAAAGGUGUGUUAGAACUGAAGGCUCAAUAUCAUUAUUAUUUGGAACCUUUAUCGUGUGUGACGAUUCCUGUUGAUCGAGGCUUGGAGGUGUAUGAUACAGCACAAUGGAUGGAUUUGACGCAAAUCGCUGUUGCACAGUGUUUGUGUAUGUCUGAAAAAGAUAUCCACGUAAAAGUUCGUCGCAUAGGAGGCGGUUUUGGAGGGAAAAUCAGCCGAAAUGUACAAGUGGCAUGCGCGUGUUCAAUUGUUGCAAAAUUGAUGGACCGCCCUUGUAGAAUCGUGUUGCCACUGCAGACCAAUCUCACUAUUGCUGGGAGAAGAUUGCCAUUCAAGUGUGAAUAUGAGGUCGGUGUUGACGAUAAUGGAAAGAUUCAAUACCUAAACGCAACAAUCACUGAGGAUGAUGGCUGUUCCCAUAACGAAAAUGUUUUGCAGUACGUUGCCGAAGGCUUUCCUAACUGCUACAAUUCUGAGAACUUUAAUCUGAAGACAUUUGCAGUUCUUACCGAUAUACCUUCUAAUACAUUUGCUAGAGCACCUGGUACUCUAGAGGGCAUCAUGAGCAUAGAACACAUUAUGGAACACAUAGCUUUUGCCGUAAAAAGAGACCCCACUGAUGUCCGUUUAAUCAACAUGAGAACAGAAGACAACGAUUUACCACAACUCAUAGCAUUACUAAAAGAUAAGGCAGACUAUGAGAAUAGAUUAAAAUGUAUCAAAGUGUUCAACAAAAACAAUAGAUGGAUGAAGAAAGCGAUCAAGAUCAACGUAAUGCUGUUCCCAGUGGAGUAUUAUGGGAACUACACCGCUAUGGUGUCUAUCUAUCGUGGUGAUGCUACAGUGACGAUAACGACUGGCGGUAUUGAAAUGGGUCAAGGCGUGAACACCAAAGCUGCCCAGGUUUGCGCUCAUGAGUUUGGAAUACCACUCGAAUAUGUGACAGUCAUUCCCAACUAUUCAUUUGUGGCAGCGAACAACGUAUUCUCUGGCUCCAGUAUCGUCAGUGAAAGCGUCUGUUACUCUGUAAUAAGAGCGUGUGACAUUAUAAAGAGGCGGCUCAACCCUUUGAAACUGAAACUGGGUAAUCCGACAUGGCUGGCGUUGAUACAAGCAGCUGGGCAAGCAGAAAUAGAUUUGACAGCCUCUUACAUGAUGACUGAUAAGGAACCUGACUUGAUGGACUAUAGCGCAUUUGCUGUUGCAAUUCUUGAGGUGCAAUUGGAUGUGUUAACUGGAAAAUUUCAAGGGAACAGAUGCGAUAUAUUGGAAGAUGUUGGAUUAAGUGCUAAUCCAAAUAUCGACGUUGGUCAGGUUGAAGGUGGUUACGUACAAGGUCUGAGUUAUUUGGCAGUCGAAGAUUUAGUUUUUGAUAAAAACACAGGCAAAUUGUUGACCAACAACGCAUUGAACUACGAAGUGUUCUUGGCUAAGGACAUCCCGGUGGAUUUCAGAGUUUACUUGCGAUACAACUCAAAGAAUCCUAAAGGCGUUUUGGGAUCUAAAGCCGUGGGGGAAAUGGGCAUAGUUACCACGCAUGGACUCAUCUACGCCGUAAGACAGUGCAUUAUGGAGUCGCGCAAAGACUCUGGAUACGACCCCAACGAAUGGUUUGAUCUCGAAAUACCUCUAACAACGGAGUCGGUACUCAAGGCUCUGAACGUGAAACUCUCAGAGUUGCAGCUAUGCUAAGAAUACCUAUAAUAUGAUAAAUUCUUUGCAGAGAUUAUAAUCGAUUUUUUAUCGAGAAGAUAAAAUUACGACAAAAGUACCUAUGUGACUACAUAUCAGAUGAAAUGUUUACCACCAACCACUAUAGACCAACGUGUACCUAUCUACCUACCUAUGCAUAAAAAUGUCUAGAUAAAAUCAAUAGAAAUUUUCCAAACACAGUUUUAACUU
Molecule: messenger RNA, 4017 nt
Organism: Bicyclus anynana (squinting bush brown)
Lineage: Eukaryota; Metazoa; Arthropoda; Insecta; Lepidoptera; Nymphalidae
Exons: 18
Coding region: 1-3807 (1268 amino acids)
Molecular function (GO): FAD binding; oxidoreductase activity; iron ion binding
Source: RefSeq, a predicted model, not a curated record